UACAAAGUCGUUUUUCUCCAAGUUGCUGUAAUGCCACGUGCAUCCACUUAUAUCCGUACAUUUGUAACCUAAAAAUUACGAAAUUUAUAUUUGAUUUAAAAAAGCCUCACGUAAUUCAACACUCUCAUAGACCUCCAUAAAACAAAACAUUUAUCUCGCGGACAGAUUUUAACGAGAGUAAAGCCUCUCGAUUCGCCUCUUCCUCUGUAAGGAAACACAUUCUUCCGGUGUAGCGAAACUUCAUUUUCUAUUUGAGUAUUUGAACGAGAAACAGAAACUUGUUCCGCUCAUGAAUGCAAAUGAAGAGGAAGACCUAGACAAUAACCAAUCAACAAGAUUAAGAUCAAACCUGGGAAAAAGCAACGCAAUAAAACCAAGAUGACUAGAAGUCAUCGAGACCCCAUCAAAACAGAUUGUGAAACACAGUCAGAUGAUGUUGACUCCAGUAGAGAAGAUUCAGACAUUGGCCAAGCCCACUCUCUCAGCAGUAAUGGGUUUACUUUCAACAUCAUCCAAAUCAAAGAGGAGGAAACAGACUUUGAAGUGCAUGAAACAAAUGAGGAACAUAACGGAAUUAGAUCAAAUUAUCACUUGGAUUCUAGAGCACUCCACCAGGAUUCUGGAACCAUCAAAACAGAUUCUGUUUACAUUAGCCAAGGAACUGUGGAAAUUAAGACUGAGCAUGAUUCUGAAAUCAGAGUGGUUAAGACAGAAACUCUAGUGUACUCUCCCUCACACAGCUGCCCCCACUGCAGUUGCAUGUUCCACACACCACAGCAGCUACUUGUCCACACCUGCCAGGUCGUGAAUUCUGACAACAUUGUGGAUUUUUUGUUGAAGACCCCAUUUCAUUCUUUGGAGUCCACAGAAAAGGUGCGAAUUAAAACAGAGGGUCGACCUCUGCCUGAAAUCAAGUACAUAAGGAAGGAUGACAAAGUGAGGAGGACGUUCAAUACCAACUGGUAUAAAAAGUAUCAAUGGCUAACAGGUAGCCUUUCAUCAAGCCGCUUGUAUUGCUGGCCUUGUCUGCUCUUUGGAACGUUUGAGCCUUGGGCUAAAGGGGGGUUCAGUGACCUGAAGAACAUUGACCGUUCAGCUAAACGGCAUGACGAAUGCCGGGAGCAUCUCAACUCCUACGCGAAACUCAAGCUUUUGGGACACCCGAGUCAUCAUGCCAAUCAUUCACUCAAUGAAGGCCUGCGUAUUCAAGCUGCGCAACACAACGAAAAGGUCAGAAGAAACAGGGAUGUUCUCAAACCCCUCAUUGACAGCAUUGCAUUCUUAGGCAUGCAAGAGUUGGCUUUUAGGGGGCACGAUGAGACGGAAAGUUCCGCUAACAAAGGCAACUACAGGGAAUUGGCAGAGGUAAUCGCGCGGUAUGAUGCUUUACUUGCUCAGCAUAUGGAAUCUUCAACUGUGUUUACUGGAAUGUCAAGAACAAUUCAGAAUGACUUGAUAACUGCUAUCGCAUCUUCAAAUAAAAGUGAGAUUAAAAGCGAAGUUGACGCUGCUCCAUUUUUCUCAUGGCAAAUGGAUGAAACUACAGACCAUUCGCAGUUGUCUGUCAUUGUCAGGUAUGUGGAUGAUCGGGGGUGUGUCCAGGAGCGUUUCUUGGGCUACUUUGAUGUGUCAGCUGGGCGAGAUGCACAGUCUGUGUUUUAUCUAGUGAAUUCGGAGAAUUCGCCACCUUUGUGCAUUGCUAUGCACAUCCCCUCAACUCCGUAUUAAGCCAGAGCGUGAAGUCUAUGCCCAAGACCAAGGUUUUUUUUGCCACACUGGGUGGCUUCGCAACUUUUUUUUGUAAGUCCACCAAUGGAAUGCUGCUAGAAAAGGUCGCUUGUGCAAGUUUGCCAAAAAAUGUACCAACACAUUGGAAUUUCACGUCCAGAGUUGUUAACACAGUGGCAAAAAACUUUGAGCAUCAAUUGGACACAUUCACAGGUAUCACAGACCAUCCUAACAUGGAUGAUGACACGAUUUUCGAUGCAAAUGGGUUCAAGACACACCUGGAAGAUUUUCAUUGUAUUUUUUUACUUCUCACUUUUGAAUAUAUAUUUGCUUGCACAGAUGUGGUUUUUGACAGUGUGCAACAGAAUGCCAUGGAUGUAGAAUUUUGUAAGAGGAGAAUUGAGAAUCUUAUGCUCAAGAUAGAGGUGCACAAAUCUGAAGAAUUUAGUGCUAUAUAUCAGAAGGCUUCGAACAUGACAGAUGAUCCAGAGUUGAUGCAGAGAAGGAAGCGAAGGCAGGGCACGCAGGAUGUAAUGCAGAUGUACAAAUCACUGUACGAUUCAAUCCAUGACAACAUCAAGACACAAAUAGCACAGAGGUUCCAAAGCCUGGACAGCAGGAGAUACAUGGAGUUGUUAGAUGAUGAGAAAUUUGAGUCAUUCCGGAGUGAAUUCCCUGCAAAUGCAAUGGAAAGCCUGUCCCAGAGCUAUGGGUGUUUUUUCAACAUGGAAAAACUGAAAAAUGAGCUGCAAGUGUUCUACUGUGGUGAGGAGCUUCAAGGGAACAGUCGAAAACUGUGCGACAGAAUCUUGCAUUUCAAGGGGUGUGGAUUGAAUGAAGUGAUGCCUGAGGUGUACCGGUUCAUGUGCCUUGUUGCAACUAUAGGGGCAACGUCAGCGGGCGUGGAGAGCAGAUUCUCUCGUCUGAAGAGGCUGAAAAGCUACACAAGGAACACCAUGGGACAUGAGCGACUCAAGAACCUGGCAAUCCUAUCCAUAGAAAGGAGAAUUCUUAAAUCAUUGCAGACGAAUCCUCACUGGUAUGAGAGGGUCAUUGACCAGUUUGCCAACCAGACUAUGAGAAGAAUGGACUUUAUAUUCAAGUGAUUGAGACUGGAUGGUGGAAACUCCCUGAACUACUGCAAGGGAGUAUAAGGUCCCAUGAUGCCAGUGAUGUCUUAAAAGCAGAGUGUAGGUCCUGUUUGUAAGCAUGUGCACAUGUCCACAACCUCUCAUUCUUCCUCUGGAGACCUCAACCCUUCUCAUGCACUGCAGUCUGCGUUGACUAAAGCUGUCAGUGUCAUCGAAUGAUGUCAAACAAACUGACCGCUGCUGCUGCUGCUAAAGAACAUUAAAACUUUGACUAUUUUGGUGAAUGCCGGUUUUCCUUUUUCAGUUUACAUGCCUUUUGGACCCUGCACCCAAAGACUUAUUUGAACUGUUAUUUGCGCAUGGUUCUUGAUUUUGUGUUGUAUUUUGUAGUUAUUAUGGAUCCCCGUUAGCCACUCUUCCUGGAGUCCAGCAAAAUUUACGGCACUUAUAACACUUUUGUAGUUGAUUAACAAGGGAAAAGUGAUGCACAGAUGGUUGUAUAUGCCCGACUUACUGCCUGGGGAUGACAAAAGUGACAAUGAUUGCUGUAAAUGAAGUAUGUGAAAGAGGAUAUGUUUGCUGUUUGGUAAUUGCACAUUAGACAUUACUUUAAAAUUAAUUAUUCAGUGUUCAUUUCAACAGCUGUAGAACAUCCUGUCAUAACUGAUUUGUGUCAAUCCAUAUGCCAUCAAUGGCCUGCACUGGUUUUGAUAUUCCGCCAUGUUUUACUUGCUAAUAAUCAUACACAUUAAUUUUAUUGAAGGUGAUUGGGCCAAGCAUGUAGGCUGCAUUGUCAUUCCCACAUCUUGGCAGUGAUGGUCUCUACCAAUUAGAGUAGGGUUCCUAUGAUAUUUUCUCCAUUCCAGCCAUUACAUUGAGCCCGUCCUCCAAUAGCUCCUCCCACCAGCCUCUGCUGUAGUUUAUACAUUGGCUUCAAUAACCAUCAUCUUGCUAAUCCAAUGGACACAUUUAAUCUUUUGACAACAGUAUUUCAGUAAGUACUGCUUUGAUAAAGCUAGAAAAUGCGAAGGGCGCAACUGCUACAAAACUGAUACCAAAAGUACACCAAACGUAUGUGGACACCCCUUCAAAUUUGUGGAUUUGACUAUUUCAGCUUCACCUGUUGCUGCCAGGUGUAAAAAAAACUUGAGCACACAGCCAUGCAAUCUCCAUAGACAAACAUUGGCAGUACAAUGACCCAUACUGAAGAGCUCAGUGACUUUCAACGUGGUACUGUCAUAGGAUGCCACUUUUCCAACAAGUCAGUUGGUCAGAUUUCUGUCCCUGGUCAACUAAGUGCUGUUAUUGUGAAGUGGAAAUGUCUAGGAGAAACAACGGCUCAGCCGCAAAGUGGUAGGUCACACAAGCUCAAAGAAUGGGACUGCCCAGUGCUGAAGCACAUAGUGUAUAAAAAGCACCUAUCCUCGGUUGCAACACUCCAAACUGCCUCUGGAAGCAGCCUCAGCACAAUAACUUUGUUGGGAGCUUCGUAAAAUGGGUUUCCAUGGCCGAGCAGCCACACACAAGCCUAAGAUUACCAUGUGCAAUGCCAAGCGUCACCUGGAGUGGUGUAAAGCCCACUGCCAUUGGACUCUGAAGCAGUGGAUAUGCAUUCACUGGAGUGAUGAAUCACUCUUCCCCAUCUGGCAGUCCGAUCGAAGAAUCUGGUUUUGGCGGAUACAAGGAGAACGCUACCUGCCCGACUGCAUAGUGCCAACUGUAAAGUUUGGUGGAUGAGGAAUAAUGGUCUAGGGCUGUUUUUCAUGGUUCGUGCUAGGCCCUUUAGUUCCAGUGAAGGGAAAGCUUAACGCUACUGCAUACAAUGACAUUCUAGAUGAUUGUGUGCUUUCAACUUCGUGGCAGCAGUUUGGGGAAGGCCCUUUCCUUCUUUAGCAUGGCAAUGCCCUCAUGCACAAAGAGAGGUCCAAACAGAAAUGAUUUGUCGAGAUUGGCGUGGAAGAACUUGACUUACCUGCACAGAGCCCUGACCUCAACCCCAUCGAACGCCUUUGGGAUGAAUUGGAACGCCAACUGCGAGCCAAGCCUAAUCACCCAACAUCAGUGCCCGACCUCACUAAUGUUCUUGUGGCUGAAUGGAAGCAAGUCCCAGCAGCAAUGUUCCAACAUCUAGUGGAACCCCUUUCCAUUUUUAGGUAGUCAAUUUUCUUCUCCACAAUUGGCUGACUCCUCCUGAUGGCCUGGUUGGACAUGACUGCAACAUGGUCUCCAGGAGGAUCAUCCAAUGAAGUUGGAAGUCCCACCCAGUUGGCUACAUUAAAAUUGUGGAAUCCCUCAAUAGUGCUGCCCAUGCUAAUUCUCUUUUGGCCACUAGAGGUCUCUAUCAUUCUCUAUGGCAGAUACUUUUUGGCGAGAAUGAAUGUUCCUUUAUUUUAUUUAAUUUAUUUUUAUUAACAAAUCAAUACAUAAAGCACAUGAGGGAACACAAGCAUACAUAGAUUACAAACAAUGGACAAUCGAGCUAGGGGGUACAAUAUCACAUUACAAUUACACAAGGACCUUAAGGGACAUGCAUAUACUUACAAUUCUAACAGCUUUUUGUUAGUAAAGCAUUUAACCGUCUUAAAAUACAGUUCAGUUCUUUUUGUAGGAUACGAAAAUGUGGUUUUCUGUUUGUAAAUUUCCAUUUGUGUAUAUGAAAUUUGGCCAAAAGAAUAAUGAAAUUAAUUACAUAAAAAUGAUUCCGCUUAUUUCUAUUGUAUGUAAAGAAUCCAAACAGUACAUCUCUCCACAAUAGUGUAAAAUCUUCAUAAAUGUGUUCAAUUAUAAACCUACUGAUGUCUUGCCACAGUUUUCUUACAUGCAUACAAUGCAAAAAAAAGAUGCACAACUGUUUCUGGGUGGUCAUUACAAAAGGAGCAAUUUGGGUUGAUGUUUUCCUUAAACAUCUUCAUAUAGUGGUUGGCAGGAUAAUAUUUAUGAAUAAUUUUAAAGGAGACUUCCUUAAUUUUGUUAACAAGUAGGUAUGUUUGUGGCAACAUCCAAACUUU
This is a messenger RNA of Oncorhynchus keta (chum salmon), 5827 nucleotides long. RefSeq lists its product as uncharacterized. The record is from RefSeq and is a predicted model, not a curated record. Bases 379 to 1728 code for a protein of 449 amino acids. NCBI's taxonomy places the organism in Eukaryota, Metazoa, Chordata, Actinopteri, Salmoniformes, Salmonidae. The transcript has 3 exons.